Aplosporella prunicola CBS 121167 is the source of this 3588-nucleotide messenger RNA. RefSeq lists its product as uncharacterized. The record is from RefSeq and is a predicted model, not a curated record. NCBI's taxonomy places the organism in Eukaryota, Fungi, Ascomycota, Dothideomycetes, Botryosphaeriales, Aplosporellaceae. Gene Ontology annotation, biological process: signal transduction; regulation of GTPase activity. The coding region runs from base 1 to 3588 and encodes 1195 amino acids. The transcript is spliced from 6 exons. Gene Ontology annotation, cellular component: cytoplasm.
AUGGAAUCGCCGGGCCCCUACCCCGAGUCCCCCAUGGACGAUGUGGAUGUCAUAUACCACUGCAAGGGCUGUGGCGAGAUUCUGGAAGAAGGCAAGGCCUUUGAACUUGCUGGGAACCGAUGGCACAUCGACUGCUUCCGCUGCAACACUUGCGGCACCCUGCUCGACUCGGACGCAAACCUCCUCCUGCUCGGCGACGGCUCCCUCAUCUGCAACAACUGCACAUACAGCUGCAACGCCUGCGGCAACAAAAUCGAAGACCUUGCCAUCCUGACCGGCGACCAGGCCUUCUGCGCCAGCUGCUUCCGCUGCCGGAACUGCAAGCGCAAGAUUGAAAACCUGCGCUAUGCCCGCACCUCGCAAGGCAUCUUCUGCAUGAGCUGUCAUGAGUCGCUUAUGGCACGGCGACGGAAAAAAUCCAAGGCUAACCGACAGCAGGCGCCGGAGAAGCAAACCCAGCCGCCAAUUGUCCUGGACAAGUCGCUUCCCGCCCUGCCGCCCAGCGCUCUUCCCCAGACCACCUCCUUUCCCUCCGAUCUCGAGACUCCGCCCGAAGUCGAGACUCCGCCAAACGCUUCGCCCAGGUCUCACCACAAGCCUAGCAGAGAUCAUCCUGCCAGUCUGCGCCAGGAGUCUUCUCCAGGCACACACGAUGAUCAUGAGGAACCGCAGAUGCUGCCUUCUACGACCUACCGCGAGAAGCGGAGGUCUGCGAUGCCCCCCAGGAGCAAGCGCGAUACCACCGGAGACAUGUUUGCGGACAUCCCUUUUGCUCUCGACCCCAACCCCGCACCCGGUCCUUCGCCACUUGCCGACAGCAGAGCUUACGACAAUGGGCGGGGGGAACAGCGGGACUACUUCAACGGUGGAAAACCGGGCACUGCCCACAGGGAUUUGCUGAAGGACAGCGCUUCGCGGUCGAGUUCCACGGAAAGGAGGAGCAAAUCCACGUCCAGCCCCCAUAUUGCGUACCAGGAUCGCGGCCGCGUUCCUUCGAGCGAACGCAUUUCGCGCAGAGAAACCACCUCUUCUGCCAAUGCUUCUCCCCAGAUUGGCUCCGACAGGCCGACUCGUCCGGCUCACAGCAACUCGACCCCCGCACCGCCGUCUCUCGGCGAGGGGUUCAAGUUGCAAGAAGUUCCAAAAUCAAAGAAGAAUGGGUCGAGAUCGACGUCGAAUGCGGACGUUCGCUCGCCCGAUGGUCACUCACUAUCAAGUGCCAUCACGUCGCCAGUUUCUGACGUCUCCAACUACACCCCAGGUUCGCAGGACUAUGAGCGCGGCGAUAUGCACCCGUUGGCGACUCCCUUCGGCGGCAAGGUCGAAAGACCCAAGAGAGGGGAUUCGCUUGCCGCAUCUCAGACGAUGCAGCAGCGGAAGGAGCAGACGGCUCCGCCUUCGCCUUCUACGCCGACUGGGCCCAAACACGAGCGCAAGGCCUCUGCUUCAUCCGCCUUGCAAAACCGGGACAUCAAUACUCUAGCACAGCUUAACGGUGGUCUGUCUAUUUCCAAGCCCACCGAGUCGCCUACUUCCAGAAGUGUUAUGGAUCCGCCGCCGCGCUCCGCUGGGCGGGUUGCUCAGCCCGGUGGAAAGGACUCUUCCGACUCGUUUACCGCUCCCAGGUCUGCUCCCGCACCUCCUCCUCAUAGUAGUGGUCACAAAACGGCUGAGUCUAUUAGCACUAUCAGUGAAUCCUCGCACCCGAUGUCGCCCGUCCUGCGCUACAGCACCGGUGGCGACUUUACGGUUGACGAGGACAUGGCUCGGAUCUUCCGAGACAAUGAAGGAGAGAAAGACCCUAACGUUCUGCGCCGAGUCUCGAAUGCGGUCAAGCACGGCCGUAGUUUCAGUGACCGCGGUUCUAGGUCUUCCCAGUCGAACAAGUGGAAAUCGCCGCUCAAUGGCUCGGUUGACAUUAGCAGCCCGACUUCAGGCUCCCCCGAGCAACACGACGACCCUGUCUGGUUGCGGAACCAGCUGCGCCACGCUCAGCAGCGCAUCUCCGAGCUCGAAUCCGAGAAGAGCGGUCUCCAGGAGAGGAGCAGUGACAUCAGACAGGUCAACAAUGAACUGCGCGACAAGAGAUCGACGAUUGCCGUUCUGGAUACGCAACGGGAAAUGGUUAUGCGCGAGCUUGACAUCAUGACUGACCACCUGAAGAAUGCAAAGGAAAGCGGCCGUGCCAUGGACUUGAACUCCUUCAAGUCGUCCUUCCUGAAAGACUUUGCGGCAUCCUUGGAAGGAUUCAAGGCUAAGAUCGGCAACGAGAUCGAAGAACUGAUCCAGCAGAGGAACGAAGUCAAUGAGGACAUCAAGAACCUCAUCAUGAUGAAGGACAAGGGUUACAUGGAGUUUGAGUCUUUGAGCUCCAAGAACAGCCAGCUCGCCGAGCUGAACAACCAGCUGGUGCACAACAUCCAGGAUCUUUACAAGGCCAACCGCGUGCCCGGAGGUUCGUUUGAAAUACAACGGUCUGCCAAUGGAUUAGGAAUUUACACUAACCACCACGCCAAAGAAAAAUCAGAUAUCACCAUCUCCGAGAUCCAGAAGGCUGUGCAGAACGAGAACUCGAUGCAGAACCUUGUCCCUGACCAGGAAGAGCCGACCGUUCUCGCUGCGCCUAAGGUUGUCGACAUCCGCAAGACCAAGGCUAACAAGUUCAACUGGAAGAAGGGUGGCCAGGCUGUCGCCAAGAACGUCACCAAGGGUCUCAAAGGCGCCUUCUCCGCGCCCCAAAAUGAGCGUGAAGGCGGCGGCGGCGGCGGUGCUCAGUUCACGAUUGGUGGCGCUCCGUAUGGAGCCCUUCCAUCCUCUCAGCAGCAGCCCACCGCGAUCAGCGGUCCUAAGCAGAUCAACAACCCCGGUGGAUUUGGCUUCUUUGGAGGCGGGCAAAAGGUCGGAGGUCCAAGGGGUCCCGAGCAGCCCACCAAGCCUACGCAUAUCCCCAACAAUAGCACUGCCAACAUCUCUGCUGCUGAGGGCCUGUUUGGUUCUGAUCUUUCUGAGCGCUGCGAGUUCGAGAAGAGCACGAUACCUAGCAUCGUCCGCCGCUGUAUUCAGGAGGUUGAACUCAGAGGUGUCGACGUCGAAGGUAUCUACCGCAAGAGCGGUGGCUCCGGUCAAGUCAACCAGGUCAAGAAUGGCUUCGAAAAGGAAGCGGAGUACGACAUUUCGGAUCCGGAUCUCGAUAUCCAUGCGGUUACUUCGGCUCUCAAGCAAUACUUCCGCCGCCUGCCCAACCCGCUCAUCACGUUUGGCGUGUAUGAUGAGCUGCUUGCGGCUGGUCAGCAGCCGGACCUCGACAUUAAGAUUGUCACUAUGCGUCAUGCUAUUGACAACCUGCCUAUUCACCACCGUGACUGCUUGGAGUUCUUGGUUUUCCAUCUUGCCCGUGUCAUGGCACACGAGGGUGACAACAAGAUGACAUCCCUCAACCUUGCCGUCGUGUUCGCGCCCACGAUCAUGCGGCCCGAGUCCAUCGAGCGCGAGAUGACGGACAUGGGCCCGCAACGCAACGCCAUCCAGGCAUUGCUGGAGCACAACAAAACGAUAUUCGCGCCGGAGCUGGACCCCGUCCAAGUAUGA